This is a messenger RNA of Anisakis simplex (herring worm), 222 nucleotides long. NCBI's taxonomy places the organism in Eukaryota, Metazoa, Nematoda, Chromadorea, Rhabditida, Anisakidae. The record is from the annotation of a GenBank genome assembly.
AUGCUUUCUGCCAGUCGAUUAUUAAUCAAUCGUGCCCUGCAAGCACGACCUCAGGCGUUAGCCGCGGCUGGCUAUCGUCUGAUCCACUAUGAUUGCUUUGCCGAUCGACAUAUCGGUCCAUCGGAGCUGGAAAAACGUCAAAUGCUCGAUUAUCUCGGUUUUAAGGCUAGUUUUGACGGUUUCAUUCCGGGGAAACUGAAAUGCUCAUUGUAUUCGUGUUGA